Engraulis encrasicolus (European anchovy) is the source of this 1316-nucleotide messenger RNA. RefSeq names its product fibronectin type III domain containing 5b (gene fndc5b). Gene Ontology annotation, cellular component: plasma membrane; extracellular region. Bases 400 to 1014 code for a protein of 204 amino acids. The transcript has 6 exons. The record is from RefSeq and is a predicted model, not a curated record. NCBI's taxonomy places the organism in Eukaryota, Metazoa, Chordata, Actinopteri, Clupeiformes, Engraulidae. Gene Ontology annotation, molecular function: protein binding.
UUCGCUAUUGUAGAUGGCACAAACUACAUCACUCCGUCCGCAAUAACCAGAUACAUCGACGCUGAUGAGCGCGCUUCAACACGCUCGAUCGCCUGCAAAGAGCAGAGGUGCAUAGAAUGGUGUGCCGUGCGCGUCUUGAAUGCAGAGCUGGAUGCGCCGCUGUCCCAGGUCCUGUAGGCAACCCAGACCCCCGAUGUCGCGUUUCUGCUGCAACUACAGAGUUUAGACCCGACGCCGUUCCUGCACGGAGGUAGCCAAGCCAAGCCAACGCGAAACAGCAAGGCGACAUUACACAGUCGUGAAUGUUUUACAAAUACACGGCGGUCUAAGCUGUUCACACAUCCAAGUGUAAAUGGGAAGCAACGUCCUCCGAACAGAAUGUAAAAAUAUCUUUGAAGGAUGGAAGAAAAGGGCUUCAACGCUGCGUUGCUUUUUCUUGGCUAUCUUUCUGUGUCAUCAGUUGAUGCCGACACCCUGUCCGCCCCACUGAAUGUGACAGUCGAGUUUAAGGGUGUGAACUCUGCGCUGGUGAAAUGGGAAAUUCUUGACGGGGACCCUGUUAUUGGCUUCGCCAUCACCCAGCAGAAGAAGGACAUGCGCAUGUUCCGCUUCAUCCAGGAGCUGAACACCACCACGCGCUCCUGUGCCCUCUGGGACCUGGAGGAGGACAGCGAGUACAUCCUCCACGUGCAGUCCAUCAGCAUGAGUGGCACCAGCCCCCCCAGUGACACCGUGACCUUCCGCACGCCCAAGGAGUCCGACAAACUGGCCUCCACAAGCCCAGAUGACGUGACGAUGCAGGAGGUGGACCAGGCAGCUCAGCUGAGAGCAGGAGAGCUCAUCAUCAUCGUGGUCGUGCUGGUCAUGUGGGCAGGCGUGAUCGCUCUCUUCUGCCGUCAGUAUGACAUCAUCAAAGACAACGAGCCCAACAACAACAAGGACAAAGCCAAGAACUCGUCAGAGUGCAGUACCCCCGAGCACCCAACAGGGGGCCUACUGCGCAGCAAGGUCUAACACAGCUCCCCCGCCUCCCCUCUUCCACGGCAAUAACAAACUGGCAGUCGCCUCAGGACAGAACCUUGACAUGUUAGAAAGCCAUGAAAUGACAUCGCCACCAACAACACCAACAUCCUAAAGACAGACUUCUCUCAGCUCCAUCGUAAAAAAAAGAAAACCCCACUAAAAACUCCUUGGAGACACCCACAGAAGAGGAAGAAGCGGACGAAGAUCAAAAGAACAGACAGCUUUGGUGCUUUUCUACUCAGCCUCUCUCCCUCGAUCUACCAUGUGAACUCGGUGGAAAUGGUGUAAAAAGA